This is a messenger RNA of Ictalurus punctatus (channel catfish), 2413 nucleotides long. RefSeq names its product cytokine-dependent hematopoietic cell linker. The transcript is spliced from 18 exons. NCBI's taxonomy places the organism in Eukaryota, Metazoa, Chordata, Actinopteri, Siluriformes, Ictaluridae. The record is from RefSeq and is a predicted model, not a curated record. The coding region runs from base 262 to 1356 and encodes 364 amino acids. Gene Ontology annotation, biological process: cell surface receptor protein tyrosine kinase signaling pathway; intracellular signal transduction.
GCUGCUGCUGUUGCUGCUACUUUGUACACACACACACAUGCACGCACGCACACACACACACACACACACUGGCCUACACAUCCUCUCCACACUGAAACCUGUUCUCAUACUCAGUCGACUUCUCCUCACACAAAGAAACUCAGUCUCGCUACGUCUCCAUCCCACCAGCAAAAAGUUGUGUUUCCUUGAAGCUGAAAACUGUCCCUCUAUGGACGACGUUCAAAGAUAAAGAGUGCACAUCGAAAUGUGUGUCCUUUGAACAUGGAUCGUUGGAACAGAGCAGGCGGGAUCAAACAAAGAUUCGAUCACCAUGACGACUCAGACGAAGGAGAUUACCACGAGCCAGAGGAACCCAUAAUGCGCUUUCCCAGACCUUGCCAGCCGCCUUCAGUCUACGCAGACAAGGGUCCUGCGAGAGAACGGCCUUUUCCCAGCGGAGCUAAAGAUUUGAAGAACAUUUUGGAUACUCCUCCUCGACUGCCGAAGAGACCCCCAGGAAGCGCCGCGCCGAUUGUAAACCGCGAUCUAAAACCAGGGCGACAGGGGAAGGCCACUUCAGAUCGAAGAUCACAGACUCUAGGUUCUAAUGAACCGACUACAAAGAUCCCACCGAGGCCAGUGAAAUCACUUCCACGUGACUGUUUUGAUCACACUGACGAUGCUCCUCCAUCCAGAUCUCCACCCUGUGCUCCAGUGCGCGCCCCACACAUACAUACACGUACUGCAGCUGACAGUGGUGCGAGUCUGACAGAGGACGAGAGUGUAAGUAACAGCAGAUUAACAGGUCUCCGAAGUAGCCCCAAUAACCGACACUCGCUGGAUCUGGAGUCAUGUGAACAUGACCGAAGAUACUUGACAGAAGAGACCGCUGUACGAGUUUCAGUCAGACAGAUGCAUCACGAGUGGCCGCAGGUUAAAGCAGACACAGAGCAGGCCAGCUACACAGGACAUAGCAAACCAGUAGAGGCAUCUGCUGAGCAGGAAUGGUAUGUAGGUGGCUUUAGUAGAGUGGAAGCAGAACAUGCACUUCAUCUGGUGAACCGGGAAGGAGCUUUUCUAGUGCGCGACUGCUCCAAGAACACUACACAGGAGCCAUACGUCCUGGCCUUAUUUUACGACAACAGGGUCUUUAACGUGCAGAUUCGUUUUUCUAAGGAGACUGGCAAGUACACACUGGGAACCAGAAUCAAGACUGAUGAUACGUUUGAAUCCGUGGCUGAAAUCAUCAAGUUCCACUCCAUAUUUCCCAUCUUGCUUAUUGAUGGACGAAACCCGGCAUCUGCAGCCAGUCAUAAGAGACAGUGUGUCCUCAUGUAUCCCGUCACAGCAGAGGACAUGAAGCGAUUGCUGAGCUAAUGAGCUAAACUCAACAAUAAACAAAAAAACAAAGCAGUAUACAGAGUAACAAGAUAUGCAUCAUCUGUAUGAAAUACAAUAAAAAAAUUUAAUUAAACACACCCACCUACACAAUAAGCAUUGUAGAUGUAGUGAAAGUUAAAUUGUGAAAGAUUUCUAGAGGAACAAGCAAAGUGCUAAAGUUGGUUUCACCUCCUUUCAGAAGCACUUUCUUGAACAGCUGAUGAAUGAUUUUAUUUUCCCCAAAAAACUAGUUGUAUCUCUGUACACUUUUUGUACUAUGCAUAACUUUUACUGAGGUACAUUGCAGUUACUUCCUGGAUUCUUCUUUUACAUGCAUAUUUUGCAAACUGCUUAAAAGUUUAUAAGUCUUAUUUUCAUGACCGAAGUGACAUGAAUAAAUGAAUGAAAGAGAAAUGUAUUAGGAAUAAAUAAAUUAGAAAGUAAGUGAAACGGCUGAUUGGUUAGCUGCUGUAACACCAAUUAUGAUGUCACUCUACCAACGUUUCCCUCAGUGUAUUUCAAUGGGAAGGACUCACCCAUUAAGAAAUAUUUAAGAAAUAUAUAGAAAACAAAAUUCCACAGUAGAACUUUUGCUGGAAUGAUCUACAAGACAGUUUGAGUGCUCUACAUGUCCUGUAAAUUAAGGCUAUGGGCUGCGCUCAUCACAGAAAAAGGAACAGGGAUGUGGAAGGAGAAGAAGCAGAAAGAGAACUGUAAGGAAUAAGAGCCCUGUGUAAUGAAACAUUGCACUAGAUGCCCAAAAAGUCAAAAGAGCCACUAGAAUCAGAAAACGUUUCACAUGUAUGAAGCAGUUAUAACUCUGCCAGGAACUGUAUCCAUAGGCCGACUAUCCUGAGAUUGAGGACAAUGAUGGCAGAGAAAGAUCAUAGGCUUAAAACUGUAGUUUACUUGAUUCUUUUGGUUGUCGAGUACUAAAAUCAACUCGUAAACACCACUUUCAUAACAACAAGCUGUCUGGAAGCAUUUCCUGAGAGCAUUUCACAAAAAUGUAACUCCUGAACUUCCCCAAGUGUCAUUAAAACUGAAACGGUCA